This is a messenger RNA of Aureobasidium pullulans EXF-150, 1326 nucleotides long. Its product is annotated as transmembrane amino acid transporter. NCBI's taxonomy places the organism in Eukaryota, Fungi, Ascomycota, Dothideomycetes, Dothideales, Saccotheciaceae. The transcript is spliced from 3 exons. Gene Ontology annotation, cellular component: vacuolar membrane. Gene Ontology annotation, biological process: amino acid transmembrane transport. The coding region runs from base 1 to 1326 and encodes 441 amino acids. The record is from RefSeq and is a predicted model, not a curated record. Gene Ontology annotation, molecular function: amino acid transmembrane transporter activity.
AUGAAUACCACUUCUACAGAUAUCAGCUACGAUGACCGCGAAGUCUUCACCGACGAAAAGAACCACCAAAUCAAAUAUCGCACUCUAUCCUGGCAAUCAGCAGCUUUCAUCAUGAUCACCGAGAUCGUGACCGGUGGCACCUUGACUCUCCCUCAAGCAAUCGCAGUCGUCGGUCUCGUUCCAGGCACCAUCAUUAUACUCUUCUGCGGUAUCUGGGCUUUGUUUACAUCGUUCUUGCUCAUCGACUUCAAGCUCAAUCAUCCGGAGGUGCAUAACAUGGGUGAUGCUGGAUACAUUUUAUUCUCGCCUUUCGGGCUAGGAGUGAUGGGUAGGGAAGUAUUGAGUGCAGGCACGAUUCUUUUUGCUAUCACAGGCGUGGGGAGUAUGAGCUUGCUUGGUCAGUUGGCAUUACAGACCUUGAGUCAGGGCAGGAUGUGUGCGAUGUCUUAUCUAGGUAUCUGGACUUGCAUCACCUUCCUUGUUGCUUUACCUAGGACUUUUGGGGCAGGCUUACUAGGAUUCUCCGUCGCGGCCUGUGUUUCUGUGCUGGUUGCUACUUUGGUUGCUAUGAUUGGCAGUGGUAUUGAGCCGACUCCCGAUCGAAUUGUCGUUGCUACGGCGCCAAAUUCAUUCUAUACGGCGUUUCUAGCCAUCACAAAUCCUGUCCUCGCCUAUGCUGGCCACUUCUUGUUCUUUACCAUCAUUUCCGAGAUGAGAGUCCCCAGUGACUCCAAGAAAUCAGCAUGGGCGCUUCAACUUUUCAGCACGACCUGGUAUGUCAUCUUCGCUGUAGUGUCCUACUUUUAUCUCGGCUCCACGGUGCAAAGCCCAUCUUUUCUCAGCUUGUCAGAGAUUUGGGCAAAAGCUGCUUGGGGCUUGUUUUUGCCGAACAUCCUGGUCGCGGGAGCUCUAUACAACCAUUUCGCCGCCAAGAUUGUCUUCGUGAGGAUGUUUAGGAAGAGCAGGCACUUGACAGAGAACACAGUGCUCGGAUGGGGGGUUUGGAUCCUGUUGCUUGCAAUCGCAAAUGCCUGCGGUUUCGUACUGGCGACUGGUGUGCCGUUCUUCUCAUAUCUUGGUGGCAUAGUCGCGUCAGCUUUCGCCUCGUGGUACACGUACGGCCUUGCGGGAGCCUUUUGGUGGCACGACACUCAUCAUCUCGGUAAUGGAUGGAUAUCCGUCAAGCAAAGAUGUCCAAUGUUCAUACUAUGCCUUGGAACUCUACUUGCUGGAGGUUUUAUUUGUGUUGGGGGCAUGUACGCGAUUGUCAAGUCGUUGAUCGAGGCAUAUGCUUCUGGAGCUGUUGGCCACCCGUUCACCUGCUGA